AUCGCCGAUAAGAUAGCAAAUGACUCCGCACUUCUCCAGACGUCGCCAUUGACUCCUCCAUCACACUUGAACACACCACACAUACACAGUCACAAUGUCAAAGGGACGCGUUUGCCUAGCAUACUCUGGCGGCCUCGACACCUCCACCAUCCUCAAGUGGCUCAUUGAGGAAGGAUAUGAGGUCGUGUGCUUCCUCGCCAACGUUGGCCAGGACGAGCCAUGGGACGAGGUGGAGAAGAAGGCGCUCAAGAUCGGUGCUCUGAAGAUGGUCAUUCUUGACCUGCAGAAGGAGUUUGUCGAGGAGCUUUGCUUCCGUGCGGUUCAGUGCAAUGCUUCGUACGAGGGCCGCUACCUCCUCGGAACUUCACUGGCCCGCCCAGUCAUUGCCCGCGCUCAGAUCCGCGUUGCACAACAAGAAGGCUGUGGCUUCGUCUCCCACGGCUGCACAGGCAAGGGAAACGACCAGGUUCGCUUCGAGCUCGCUUUCUACACACUUCAGCCCUCGAUCAAGGUCAUUGCGCCAUGGAGGAUGCCCGAGUUUUGCGAUCGCUUCAAGGGCAGGCAGGACCUGCUCGACUAUGCUGAGAAGCAUGGCAUUCCCGUUACCUCUACCAAGGCGAAGCCAUGGAGCAUGGACGCCAACCUUGCACACUGCAGUUAUGAAGCUGGUAUCCUCGAGGACCCAGACGUCUCUCCCCCAGACGACAUGUGGACCAUGACCGACUCGCCUCUCAAUGCGCCCAACGAGCCCACUGACAUUACCGUCUAUUUCGAGAAGGGUAUCCCCGUCAAGGUCGCGACUCCCGACAAGACCUACACCGACUCUGUCGAGCUCUUUGUUGCGCUCAACAAGCUCGGCUUUACCCACGGUAUUGGCCGCAUCGACAUUGUCGAAAACCGAUUCAUCGGUCUCAAGUCGCGUGGCUGCUACGACUCGCCAGCCAUGACCAUCCUCCGCCUCGCCCAUCUGGACCUCGAGGGUCUUGUCAUGGAUGCACAGGUCCGUAACCUUCGCGACCAGUUUGUCACCCACAACUGGAGCUACCAGCUGUACAACGGCAUGUACUUCUCGCCUGAGCGUGAGUUCAUCGAGAACAGCUUGCUCUUCUCCCAGCGCAGGGUCAACGGCGAGGUCAGGAUGAAGCUGUACAAGGGCAACGCGUACGUGCUCGGUCGUUCCAGCAAGACAGAGAAGCUUUACUCCGAGGAAGAGGCAUCCAUGGACACCCUGGACAACUUCAGCCCAAUGGACACUACUGGCUUCAUUGCCAUCCAGAGCAUUCGUCUGAAGAAGUAUGGUCUCCAGAAGGCUGAGGAAGGCGAGAACAUGUCCCGUGCAUAAAAAGCUUGCCAUGGCAACAGAGUUCGUAGAGGCACUGAAAAACGAGCCGUCGCCAGUUGAGUGCAAUGACGAGGCACACGAAAAUGAAUGAAUUAAUAUACAACUAGUAGCAAGCAAUCCAUGCGAAAGUUUCUGUA
Exserohilum turcica Et28A is the source of this 1479-nucleotide messenger RNA. RefSeq lists its product as uncharacterized. Lineage: Eukaryota; Fungi; Ascomycota; Dothideomycetes; Pleosporales; Pleosporaceae. The coding region runs from base 95 to 1342 and encodes 415 amino acids. Gene Ontology annotation, cellular component: cytoplasm. Gene Ontology annotation, biological process: urea cycle; L-arginine biosynthetic process. Gene Ontology annotation, molecular function: ATP binding; argininosuccinate synthase activity. The transcript has 5 exons. The record is from RefSeq and is a predicted model, not a curated record.